UGACAAUUGCUCGACUGAGAACUGGGCAACCGCACAACAAAUACAAGCCGGUGUCCUUGCGUCACUUUCCAUCGUUCAACAUCGAGCAUUCAUCGGAGCAUCCCUUCUGGACAUUGUCUCAACAUGUUCAAGAAGAAGCCUCAGAUCAAGAACCUCUCACCCCUGCGAUCCUCGGACCGUCGCGGGCUCGCCGAUCAGAUCAUAAGGGACUACGGUAUCCCUGUUCCGCCCCAGGAGUCGCUGGAACCGCCCUCGGAUUCCCAAGACGAGCCAGCAAAACCCCAGACGACAUUGUCGUCAUUGCGCAACUUGCUUCUGCCGGAAUCCACAUCUUCAGCUCGCUUUAUCACGACGUUCGGCCCAGAUUCAGCACUUGUUUCUGGAACUGUCUACGUCGGUGCACACCGCGGUGAAGAUGACCGAGUCCUCUGGAUCCAGUACGAGAAGAACACAAAACUUGUGCCCACCGUCUACACCUUAUGGAAUAAUCCCAACAUCGUGCCGCUCUUGCACACGCCCGACUUUGUGGCCGAGCAGCGGCUCAGACAGGGAGCGGACUUGAUGAUUCCCGGACUCAUCAAGUCGAAAGGCACACGAUGGGACCCGAGGGCCAAAAAAGGCUCCGUCGUCGCUGUUAGUAGCAUGCGAAGAAGCACAGUGCCUUUGUGGGUCGGAACAUGCGAGAUCGACGUGUGCAACUUGGGAGAUGACCUUAGGGGUCAAAAGGGAAUCGCCGUGAAAGGACUGCACUGGGAAGGCGACGAGAUUUGGAACUGGAGUGCUCUGGGAAAUGGAGGCAAGUCGGCGCCUGAGCAUCUGGAUGGAUGGACAGGCCUGACGGGCACCCUCGAGGGGGCUGUUUACAACAUGACAUUGGACGACAGCGACGAGAAUGGCCAAGAAGAUGGUGGGGUCGCGCUGGAUGGAAAUGCGGCAGGAGCUCCCAGCGAAGAAGAGGAAGAACGCGAGCCCACGACGAAGGAAGUGGAUGAAGCCUUUCACGAAGCUUUCCUCUAUUCGCUACAUAAGGCCAAACAGAGCAACAAGGCACCCCAUUACGGCUUCGACUUCCCCAUCCAACCCUCGUUCCUCAUUGCCAAUAUGAUUCAGCCACAUCUCCGAGUCCAGAGCCAGCAAUACGCCAUCAAGAAGACGUCAUGGAAAAACGCCAAGAAAUUCAUCAAGCAACUGGAUAAGGAAAAAUUGCUGAAAUCCAAAGACCGAAACGGCGGAGAGACGGUCAUUGUUGACAUGGAUUUCGAUGACCACCAGGUGACAAGGUUUACACCCUACAAGUUGCCCACACCAAAGGCAGUUUCGAAGGCGGGCAACGAAGGGAAUGGUGGAGACUCGUCUAGCGACCCAUCUCUGGGUCAGAAGAUCGCGAUUAAGACCGUCUACCGCGUUUCUUCGAAGCUGGUACCGACUCUUCUACCUUCCAAGACCGAGUUCUACACGGCACAGCAGGUUUUCUCCGCCCUGAAAGAAUACAUCGACAAAAACCCCGAACUAGGCGGCCAAGGAGCCUCCAGCAUCAAACUAGACCCCUUCAUCGCCAACAACAUCCUCGGAUCCAACCUAUUCCCAGAGGACAGCAAAGUCAUCGCCGCCGGUCGCAUCCAAAAGGGUGCCCUGCAAAGACGCGUCCUGGAGGAUAGCCACCUUUGCCAACCCUUUCACGUCAUCGAAAGGAAUCAGUCAGCAUCGGAGCAGAAGCCCAAAGCCGGACCUGCGCCACAAGUCCACAUCACCAUUGAGAAACGCACAGGCACGAAGGUCGUCACCAAGAUCGCCAACCUGGAGCCCUUCUUCAUCAACCCGCAACAGCUUGCGCCGGAGCUGCAGAAGAAGUGCGCCGGGGCAGCUAGUGUGGCGCCGCUGACGGGGGGCAAGCCAGGGCUCUUGGAAAUUGUGGUUCAAGGCGAUCAGCGCAAGGUGUUGAUUGGGGAUGUUUUGGCUAAGAGGGGUAUCGACGUCAAGUGGGUCGAUGUUGUAGACAAGACGAAGGCUAAGAAGAAGUGAGGACAAGGCAUUAGUGUAAGGAUGCGACCUUCAUGAGACGGCCGGGAAACGUCUAUCGAAGCCCUGGAUAGGAGCUACAUUCACUUUCUGGUUGGCGGCGCCAUUAUGGAUAAGCGCCGCAAUGGAGGUUGUAUGACUCGACCGCUUUGGCCUACGCGAGCACUUCCAUGAGGUAGACUAAUCAACCUACUUUCAUGAUUUACCCGUCUCCUCAAUAUAUGAUGCACGUAAUGAUGCUCUCUGGUAACAUGUAUUCUAUCUUGCAUAACUUUCUCUAAGGGAUCGGUUUUCCAUUGUCCUCAGACGUGUGCGUUUGGCCAUCUGAUGACUGUUUUCCCUCGCUUUCAUAGUUUUCCUUCGAACUGAUAUAAAUAAGGGGCCGAUGGAGGAGAGACUCGUGUGGCCUAUUAGAUGCCUUCCUUGGGGGUUGUUGAUAAAAGCAUAUCAUUAUUAGAAACUGAAUGAUCGAUUUUGGGUCCUCUUCCACGGCCUAGAUUUC
Molecule: messenger RNA, 2521 nt
Organism: Pseudomassariella vexata
Lineage: Eukaryota; Fungi; Ascomycota; Sordariomycetes; Amphisphaeriales; Pseudomassariaceae
Exons: 1
Coding region: 124-2022 (632 amino acids)
Biological process (GO): formation of translation preinitiation complex; translational initiation
Molecular function (GO): translation initiation factor activity
Source: RefSeq, a predicted model, not a curated record